Molecule: messenger RNA, 552 nt
Organism: Trichomonas vaginalis G3
Lineage: Eukaryota; Parabasalia; Trichomonadida; Trichomonadidae
Product: phage tail repeat-like family
Exons: 1
Source: RefSeq, a predicted model, not a curated record
AUAAAUAUCGAAGGUCAUGUCAGAAACUUUGAAACAUAUGAACUACCAGCAAUGUUAGAUAAAAAAGCAGAUAAAGAACAUACACAUAACUCCUUCUCAACUGUUGCUAUAGAAAGUAUUGAAGGAACGGUUGGCGGAACUGGUGGGGAUGCAUUAUAUUAUAAACCUCCUAACUUUCCACAAGGUUUAACAUCGAAUGAAAACAUAACAACGAAGAAAGACAUUAGCUGUAAAAAUGUUUAUGUCAUGGAUGAUGAAAAUAAUGUUAAAUUCACUGCUCAAGAUUUAUAUGAUAAGAAAGCAGACAAAACAGAGCUUCAAACAUUAAAGACUGAAAUACUUCAAACAUUAUAUCCUAUAGGCUCUAUUUAUACGUCAAUGAACUCAACAAAUCCCGCAACAGUUCUGGGUUUUGGUACAUGGCAGCAGAUUGUAGACAAAUUCUUAUACUGUGCUAACUCUUCAAUGCAAACAGGAGGCUCAAAGAAAAUUAAAGAAGCAAACUUACCUGCGCACACUCAUACAGGAACUACAAACUUUUCUGGCGACCAU